This is a messenger RNA of Daldinia vernicosa, 1333 nucleotides long. RefSeq lists its product as uncharacterized. The transcript has 2 exons. Lineage: Eukaryota; Fungi; Ascomycota; Sordariomycetes; Xylariales; Hypoxylaceae. Bases 278 to 1234 code for a protein of 318 amino acids. The record is from RefSeq and is a predicted model, not a curated record.
CCAAAGUGUUCGACAAUGCUCACGUCAAUUAAUCAAGGAUCUGGAAGAGCGUCAUGGUUUUAUUUACGAGCGGGUCUUAGCGCUCACUGAUAUCGCCAACAAUGAUUCCACUCGAUUUCCUGUUCGCUGCUUCUAUGAGACAGGGAAAACGAAGAUUGCGAAAAGGAUUUUUCGAAGGCGGAUUCCAGAUAGGUGGUUACGCGGUUCUAUACUCGUUACCCAGUCUUCAGCCUGUCUCCAUGGCUCUUGUCCCCUUGGUCUUGGAAGAACUCAUGUAAUGAUGAAUAAAUUCGAGGGAAACAACUGCCCUGAUUUCAUACAGGUCAGAGACGCCAUACAGUUUCUCCUGAAGGAAGGACCAAACACCUUAAAGCGCCGAGAGAAAAGUGAAAUUACUCAAGGACCAAUCGAGUCGGAUAUGCAGGCCGCUAUUGAGGAGCAGCGAGCCCGACUCCUAAACAGUCUCCGAUUCCCGAGCAUGAAUGAGAGGAAGAAUGAUUCAGUCGAUUCGCACGAAGGAACCCUCCGGUGGAUCUUCCGUACACAUCAUACCACAGAAGAAAAUUAUCCGGCUAAAUAUGAUAAUAAUACUUCGGAGGGAUUCUCUAAAGAGAUUUCGGAGGAUGAGUCUAAUGCCCUUGAAGACAGAUCGUGGUAUGAUUUUGAGGACUGGCUCAAGUCUGACAAUACCAUUUACUGGAUCAGCGGCAAGCUUCGAUCCGGGAAAACUACAUUGGUAAAGUACCUCAUAGAGAACCGCCUCACGAAGGAAGCAUUAGCCAUCUGGGCCAAGGAUCCUGUGAUAUUAUCUCACUUCUUCUGGAAAGCCGGACCCGAAAAAUUACAGAGGAAUAUCAAGGGGUGUUCAUGUUCCAUCCUUCACCAAACCGUUCAGUCCGAAACCAUUCCUUUAGACCUGAUACUAACCACGUACAAGCCGUUAUCGACCAAGGAAUCGGUCACUGAUUUGUCAUUUAAAGAGCUCAAAGAUGUCUGCUUCGCAUUCUUACGUAACUAUCCAUAUUCAAUUUGCAUAUUCCUCGACGGUCUUGAUGAAAUAUGCCUCGAAGAUCGCUCUUCUCUUAUGGAACUCAUAGAGGCCCUUGGGACAUUUCCAAAUAUCAAAAUCUGCGUUGCUAGCAAUGGCUAUUACAACAGAGCUAUGUACAGACCUCCCUUUUUAGUAAUUGUAGCUCAUACCUCAUUUAAAAAAAAUUCGUCCUAUCAGGUAUAGCUAAUAGUCCAAACCCGUCAUCAUUGGCCACGGACGUUUUACGAUACAUAUGUAAAUCUCCAAUCAACAGCAGCUUUGAUGAACUCGGUUGUUUUUGGG